Molecule: messenger RNA, 1965 nt
Organism: Fukomys damarensis (Damara mole-rat)
Lineage: Eukaryota; Metazoa; Chordata; Mammalia; Rodentia; Bathyergidae
Gene: Tbc1d17
Product: TBC1 domain family member 17
Exons: 19
Coding region: 163-1965 (600 amino acids)
Biological process (GO): activation of GTPase activity
Molecular function (GO): GTPase activator activity
Source: RefSeq, a predicted model, not a curated record
GUUCACCUACCCUGUCCUGCAAGAUGGCUUCACCCAUUCCUGCUCUAGAAUGGUAAGGGCUCUACCACUCUAUGACCUCGAAGGGGAAUAUCUUUUCCGGAUGUGACAGUACGUUGACCCGGAAAAGGAGGCGGCCGGGAUAGUGGUGCUUUGGCGGCGGCUAUGGAAGGAUCUGGCUACCGAGUGGUGUUUGAGAAGGGAGGUGUCUACCUGCACACCAGCGCCCGGAAGCACCAGGACCCAGACUCCCUCAUCGCCGGCGUUAUCCGUGUCGUGGAGAAGGACAAUGACGUCCUCCUGCACUGGGCUCCUGUGGAGGAGGCUGGAGAUUCCACCCAAAUCCUCUUCUCCAAGAAGGACUCCAGUGGGGGUGACCCCUACCCCUCUGAGGAAGAACCCACCUUUGACCCUGGCUAUGAACCUGACUGGGCUGUCAUCAGUACUGUGCGGCCACGGCUCCACCAAUCAGAGCCUGCCAGAGGAACAGAGCCCAGCUCCCCCCGGGGCCAGUGGGCCUUCUCAGUGAGUCUGGCGGAGCUCAAGUCCAUCCGCCGGUCUAAGCCAGGCCUUAGCUGGGCCUACCUGGUGCUGGUGACCCAAGCUGGAGGCUCCCUGCCUGCCCUGCACUUCCACCGUGGCGGCACCCGAGCCCUGCUCCGAGUUCUUAGCCGCUACCUGCUGCUGGCCAGCUCCCCACAGGACUCCCGCCUCUACCUUGUCUUUCCCCAUGACUCCUCUGCCCUCUCCAACUCCUUCUACCACCUGCAGCUCUUUGACCAGGACAGCUCCAACGUGGUCUCUCGCUUCCUCCAAGACCCCUACUCCACCACCUUCAGCAGCUUCUCCCGAGUGACCAACUUUUUUCGGGGAGCCCUGCAGCCACACUCCGAGGGGGCCUCCUCCCCUGACCUUCGCCCCCCACCCGAUGAUGAGCCUGGGUUUGAGGUCAUCUCCUGUGUGGAGCUGGGACCGCGGCCGGCUGUGGAGCGCACCCCUCCAGUCACAGAGGAGGAGUGGGCCCGCCACGUGGGCCCCGAGGGCCGCCUGCAGCAGGUCUCUGAGCUGAAGAACCGGAUCUUCUCGGGGGGUCUGAGCCCCAGCCUGCGGCGUGAGGCCUGGAAGUUUCUCCUGGGCUACCUCAGCUGGGAGGGCUCAGCCGAGGAGCACAGGGCCUACGUGCGCAAAAAAACGGACGAGUAUUUCCGCAUGAAGCUUCAGUGGAAGUCCGUGAGCCCAGAGCAGGAGCGGAGGAACUCACUCCUGCACGGCUACCGCAGCCUCAUUGAGAGAGACGUGAGCCGCACUGACAGGACCAACAAGUUCUACGAGGGCCCUGAGAACCCUGGGCUGGGCCUGCUGAACGACAUCCUCCUCACCUACUGCAUGUACCACUUCAACCUCGGCUACGUCCAGGGCAUGAGUGACCUCCUCUCCCCGAUCCUCUACGUCAUCCAGAACGAGGUGGAUGCGUUCUGGUGUUUCUGCGGCUUCAUGGAGCUCGUGCACGGGAACUUUGAGGAGAGUCAGGAGACCAUGAAGCGGCAGCUGGGGCAGCUCCUGCUACUGCUGAAGGUGCUGGACCAGCCGCUGUGUGAUUUCCUGGAUUCCCAGGACUCUGGCUCUCUCUGCUUCUGCUUCCGGUGGCUGCUCAUCUGGUUCAAGAGGGAAUUCCCCUUCCCAGACAUCCUCCGGCUGUGGGAGGUGCUGUGGACGGGGCUUCCGGGUCCCAAUCUGCACCUGCUGGUGGCCUGCGCCAUCCUGGACAUGGAGCGGGACACCCUCAUGCUGUCGGGCUUUGGCUCCAACGAGAUCCUGAAGCACAUCAACGAGCUGACCAUGAAGCUGAGCGUGGAGGACGUGUUGACGCGCGCCGAGGUGCUGUACCGGCAGCUCGCCGCCUGCCUGGAGCUGCCCCACAACGUGCAGGAAGUCCUGGGUCCCUCAGCUGACCGUCUCCUCCUCUGA